AAUAUUUUCGAACAUGGAAGGAAAAUCUCGCCGGGGGCGUCCAUGCAGAGAAUGGCUGGAUGACAUAACAGAGUGGUGUCAACGCAGUGGACAAGAGCUGUUCCACCUCGCACAAGACCGAAAGGCGUGGAAAAAUCUGAUCCCGUAAAAAUGGUUGGCCCCAACGGGCGCUAAGCCUAUGGGACAUGAUGAUGAUGAUGAUGAUGAUCAAGUAUGUCCUUUUUUUUACUUGAUCAUUUAAUACUUUUGAUUUCUAAUUAUAAGUUGAUGAGAAAACAAAUUUUAAUGUUUGAUGUUCAGUUUAACAGUAGUAAUAGAAUUAUUGAUUAUUUAUAGUUUUUUUUCAAUGUACAUUUAGCCUGUGGAUUGUUUUAUUGAAUCGCAUUGUUCUAAUCCAAACAUUUAUUUGUGAUUAUCCACAAAUCAUUAGUCCAUUGACAAAAUAGAAAGAAAAUUUUCUUUUAUUCUUUUAUUUUAUUUUAUUCAUCUUUAUUUACAUAGUUUAAGAAAACGUUUUGAAUUAUUUGUUUAUUAUAAAGAAUUAUGUAAUGUAUAUAAUGAAUUGAAUGAUAGACUUGUACAAGGUGAAAUAUUUGAAUUACAAGCAAAAAAUAAACUAGUUGGUUAUGACGAAGCUCAAACAAUUGAUAAAAAUAAUUGUAAAGCAUUUGAAUAUGGUUUACCACCAACUGUUAAUUGGAGUAUAUAG
This is a messenger RNA of Rotaria sp. Silwood2, 709 nucleotides long. The record is from the annotation of a GenBank genome assembly. NCBI's taxonomy places the organism in Eukaryota, Metazoa, Rotifera, Eurotatoria, Philodinida, Philodinidae.